Molecule: messenger RNA, 1840 nt
Organism: Paramecium octaurelia
Lineage: Eukaryota; Ciliophora; Oligohymenophorea; Peniculida; Parameciidae
Source: the annotation of a GenBank genome assembly
AUCUUUUUGACCAAAAGUAAUGUUGCAUCACUUGUGGAGAUACACUUACAAUACUAGCAAAGCCCUUUCUUUGGAAUAGUUGACAAGAUGGGGAUUACAUAAUACCUCAGUUGUUAGAAAUGCCAGUACUCCAGAAUUGUACGAAAUUGCUGCUAUGGAUCCAUUGUCACCAGAUCCUGAAACAAGACCUGGCUCUAUUUCAAGUGCAGGAGCAAUGGUAGCCUAUUCAGGAAGAAGAACAGGGUAAGGGAACUCAAAAUAAUAAUUAUAGUCGAUCUCCCAAAGACAAGAGAAUUGUGUUCGAUGAAUAAACUGAGCAUGAAAUCUGGUGGGGAAGUGUCAAUAUUCCAAUUCCCAAGAAAUCACACAACCUUUUGGAACAAGUUGCCCUUUAAUUUUUGAAUACAAGACCAAGAGUAAAAUUAUUAUACAUGAAUUUUAGUUAUUUGUUGUUGAUGGAUAUGCAGGAUGGGAUCCUCAUAGUAGACUUAGAAUUAGAGUGUUUUGCACAAGAGCAUAUCAUGCUUUAUUUAUGUAAAACAUGCUUAUCAGACCAACAAACGAGGAAUUAAAGAAAGAUUUUAGUGACGAUGUCGAUUUUCAUAUUUUCAAUGCAGGACCAAUGUGUGCUCCAAAAUUGGUGGAAGGAGUUGGUUCAGAAACAUGUGUUUCUGUCAAUCUCACAGAUAAAAAGAUGGUCAUAUUAGGAACUCAAUAUGCAGGAGAAAUGAAAAAGGGAGUAUUCGGAGUUACACACUAUAUGUUCCCUAAAUAAGGAAUCCUUACACUUCAUAGUUCAGCAAAUGAGGGAGUUAAUGGAGAUGUUACCUUACUCUUUGGUUUGAGUGGAACUGGUAAAACCACAUUGAGUGCAGAUCCCAAAAGAAAAUUAAUCGGAGAUGAUGAACAUGCAUGGUCUGAAAAUGGUAUCUUUAACAUUGAAGGUGGUUGCUAUGCUAAAUGUGUAGAUCUAAGCAAAGAAAAGGAGCCAGAAAUUUUUAAUGCUAUCAAGUAAUAAAUGGUAAUCAUUCAAGAUUUGGAUCCGUCUUAGAAAAUAUUGAAUUCAUGUCUAAAGAUUCCAGAGAAGUAGACUAUCAUAACAUUUCCAUUACAGAAAAUACAAGAGUCAGUUAUCCUUUGGAUUUCAUUCCAGGAGCCAAGAAUCCAGCUGUUGGAGGACAUCCUAAGAACAUCUUAUUCCUCACAUGUGAUGCUUAUGGUGUAUUACCACCCGUAUCCUUAUUAACACCAGAAUAAGCUAUGUAUCAUUUCAUUUCAGGAUACACAGCCAAAGUAAUUUGUUAAUAUUCAUACAUCUUUAGGUUGCUGGUACAGAAAUGGGAGUCAAAGAACCAGUUGCUACUUUUUCAGCCUGCUUUGGUGAAGCAUUCUUACCAUUACAUCCAACUCUCUAUGCUACUAUGUUAGCUGAAAAAAUGAAAUAACAUGGUACCAAAUGCUGGUUAGUUAACACCGGUUGGUCUGGUGGCAAAUAUGGUAUUGGCAAAAGAAUGUCUCUUAAAUACACAAGAUCUAUUAUCGAUGCUAUUCAUACUGGAGAAUUGGUUAAUGGAGAAUUUGAAAAAUUUGACAUCUUCAACUUAUAAAUCCCUAAGAGAGCCACAGGUGUUCCUGAUACCAUCCUUCAUCCUAAAAAUACUUGGAUGUAAGUUCUCUCAUUUAUUUAAUAGUAACAAGAGCGAAUUUGAAAGAACCUUAAGAAAUUUAGCUGAUAAAUUCUAAAAGAACUUCUAAAAAUAUGCUGAUAAAGCUACCUCAGAAGUCAUUAAUGCAGGACCAUAAAUCUGAGCAUUAUAAAUAUAAAUCGAAUAUAUAAUAA